UUUAUAUUAGGUUGGUACAGCCUAUUCUAAAAUAAAAUGGUCCGCGCUUGGAUGCAGCCUGUGUGCCAUGCGCUUUAAUUACAGGCACGGUCGGUGAACUAAAAACAUGUAUUUUUGGGUUGGAACCUCGGUACACAGUGCAGAUUUCUUAGUUUAGAAGAACAUCUUUUUUUUGUUGUUGUUGCUGACAGACUGAGAGAGUUCAACUCACUACAGCACCACCAAUGAACAGUGAGAGAGACCUGCGCAUAUCGUCAGCAGCCGCUUCUCCAGCCUCAAGCUAGAAUUCGUCAGAUCUGAGAUCACAGAGGAUUUUUCUCAUUCAGUCCGGCUAGAAAAGAUAUUCACAAAAAGUUUGAGGAUAUAGGCUGCGGACGCCAAAUAUACCCCCUCGACUCGUCUGCUCAGUGAAAGGUCCUCAUAUUGCAGCUAUGUGUGGACGGAGCAGGACGGCCUUUCUGUGUCUGUGGGCUUGCUUGCUUGUCGCCAAUGGCGUGCUGGGCGGGAAAAGCUCCAACAACGGCAUGACAGAUGAACAGAAAGAUAACACUACAGUGUUCACCAAGAUCUUAGACAGCCUUCUGGAUGGCUAUGACAAUCGCCUCAGGCCAGGACUGGGAGAGCGUGUAACUGAAGUCAAGACUGACAUUUUCGUGACUAGUAUUGGGCCAGUUUCGGACCAUGACAUGGAGUACACCAUUGAUGUCUUCUUCAGACAGAGCUGGAAGGAUGAAAGAUUAAAGUUCAAAGGCCCCAUGGCUGUGCUGCGUCUCAACAACCUGAUGGCCAGCAAGAUCUGGACCCCUGAUACCUUUUUCCACAAUGGCAAGAAGUCGGUGGCCCACAACAUGACCAUGCCAAACAAGCUGCUGCGAAUUACAGAGGAAGGCACGCUGCUGUACACCAUGAGGCUUACAGUAAGAGCAGAAUGCCCCAUGCACCUGGAAGACUUCCCUAUGGAUGCCCAUGCUUGUCCACUGAAGUUUGGCAGUUAUGCCUACACUCGAGCAGAGGUGGUGUAUGUGUGGACCAGAGGGGCUGCCCAGUCUGUGGUGGUAGCAGAGGAUGGGUCCAGGUUAAACCAGUAUGAUCUGAUGGGACAGAGUGUGGAUUCUGGUGUGGUGCAGUCCAGCACAGGAGAGUAUGUUGUGAUGACAACCCACUUCCACCUGAAGAGGAAAAUUGGUUACUUUGUGAUCCAGACAUAUCUACCCUGCAUCAUGACUGUCAUCCUCUCUCAAGUGUCUUUCUGGCUCAACAGAGAGUCCGUCCCUGCCAGGACUGUCUUUGGAGUGACCACCGUCCUGACCAUGACCACACUCAGUAUCAGUGCCAGGAACUCUCUCCCUAAAGUGGCCUAUGCCACAGCUAUGGAUUGGUUCAUCGCCGUCUGCUAUGCAUUUGUCUUCUCAGCCCUCAUUGAGUUCGCCACAGUCAACUACUUCACUAAGAGGGGUUACGCCUGGGAUGGGAAAAGUGUGGUACCAGAGAAGCAAAAGAAGAAGAAGGAGUCCCUCCUCAAGAAGAACAACACUACAGCCUACCCAGCUGCCACUGCUACAGCCUUCGCCCCCAAUAUUGCCAGGGACCCUGGAUUGGCCACUAUUGCCAAAAGCGCACCACCACCCCCAACUGAGCCCAAGGAGGAGCCAAAGCCCAAGCCUCCAGAGGCCAAGAAAACCUUUAACAGUGUGAGCAAGAUAGACAGGAUUGCCAGAAUAGCCUUCCCUCUGCUCUUUGGAACCUUUAACUUGGUCUACUGGGCAACCUACUUGAAUAAGAAGCCCAAACUGCAGGGGGUAAAUCCACACUAAUCCAUGUUUCAUUCCUUUUAAAUUAUAUCUGUAAUUAUUUCAUUUUCUUUCUUAUUCCUCCUAUGAAAAAAAGGUGUUUAUUUUCAGACAAACAUGGUGUCCAUGCUGGUUUGAAUUCCCAGUUGUUGCAUUGCUUCUAUGUUUACCUAAAUUUUGAAGAUUUUGAAAAAAUCAAAAUAGAGAAAAAAGAACGAUAACAAUACAGACUUUUGAAAGGGUGUUGUUCAGGUCUGGGAUGAUGCUACUAAGAAAAUGCUAAUAUAAAUAUAUAGCCAAGAGAAUGCUAUUCUACAACUGCACAUUGCCCAAACUUGUUUAGGGGCUUUUGUUUCUAUGUUUGUUUUCUUAUUUGAAAAAUUUCUUUUUCUUUCAUUUUAUUUAAACAUGGUACCACAGACACGGUAAAAGGCACUUGUGUAUAUGCAUGGGCAAGGCAUCUUAUUAUUUAUGUUUCGUUAUUUCAAACACACAUCAACAUCGACUGAUGGCUUAGUUUAUUUGAUAUCAGCAGCAAAAUGCUACGCUCAGUCUCUGUCAAAAUAUCUUCCAUUCUCUGUAGAUGUUUUAUGAGAUUAAUUAUGCCAUUCUUCAAAAUAUGUUAGGGUUUCUGCAAUAGCAAUAAAACAUGUCUCAGUGGACACACCAUUUAUUUAGGGAUCAAAAGAAAAAGAAAAAAUACAAAAAAUCCAAUCAUCUCUGUGCUCAGCAUUGAAAAUAUUAAUUUCCUGUCACAGCAUUGUAAAUACUAUCAAGUGUUAGAGAUGUCAAUAUUAUGUUUAAGCUUUGCAAAAUGUAACUAAAGGGUAUGUUUAUUGAAUACAUGGAAAAGUAAACUUUUUUUAUUUUCAUUUGUUUUUGUUUUUGUUUAUGAUACUUUCUACAAAAAGAAUAUACUGGUCUAAUUCACGCUUAAGUGACUGUUUCUCACCAAGUUAGCGUUCCAUUCAAAGCUGCUUUCACAAUGAAGUAAAAUAUCCGUGUGUUUGUGGACACACUGACGGCAACAACAGCAACGACAUCAACGGUGUAAAACUGAGAUUGACUAGUUAUGAGUAAGAAUGUAAAAAUCAUCUCAAAUCCUGGAGCGCAUUUCACAUGUAGAAUUAAAAUGCUCAUUAUUUACUUAUUUUGUUUGGUUUAUUUUUUAAUUUUUUUAUUUUGGAGCUUUUGAUUAUUUACGACUUCAUUUGCCAAAAAAACAACAACAAAAAAACGUCAUUUAUAGCAAAGUACAGCUAGCAUCACGUAAAGAAGGGUGGGGCACACUGAGAAGGAGGAGAAGUGCCUUUUCCAAUUUCAGAGUUGAAGCUGUGAUGGCUGUUACUUUGUUGAUUGAUGGCGCGUCUGUAUUUUCCAUCCCACUGUGUCCCCUGACCCUGUUUGCCAUAGUCCCCACCUCCCUUCAGCUGAAAAUUGAGACAUAACACUCAGAAAGUACCAGCUACACUGCCUUCAGUAUCACAUGCCCGUUUGGACUCAUUUGUUGCUGCUUGUUGGUGAGCAACAGCGAGAGACAGGGACAGAGACAGAAAGAGACAAAGAGAGAGAGAAGGAGACAUUGAGUUGAAGUGGCACUGUAAUCUUACUUUAGCCGGCGCUGUGUUUCGCACAGAGGACUUGUCUUGUAGUUCUACGAUAGUGAUGAAGAUGAAUAUAUUUUUGUAGCAUGAUGUCAAUCCCUCUUCCGAGAAAAACCAACAGAAACUAACGCAAAUGUGAAAAGAAUGCUUUUUGUUUUUUUGUCUUGGACAUUGCUUGCUCUUUUUUUUUUUUCUUUGAACUUAGAGGAGACACACACUUUAGGGAAAUGCUUCUUCUCUGACGUGGCACGUUAAGGUUUCUGAACAGUCCAUUUCAAAUUAAGUUAAUGUAGCAAUAUUAAUUAGCAAGGGCUUUUCUUAGGACCUGAACCUGACACUCAGUCUGGGGGUGACAUCCAUUGUAGCUUUACAUUGACCCCUCCUACUUGUAGUUUCAUCUGUAUGCUGUACAUAGAGAUCUAAAAAUUAUUUAGAUUUGGUCAAAGAUUACAUUGCAUUGUGUGUCCAUCUUAGGUUCUGAAGCCUUUGGGUCCCACUCUAACUUUAUUUCACAAAAUCUUCACACUUCCUUUUGGAGAGUGGGGCAUUGUAUUGCAUUAUAGGUUCUGGGUGUGCUUUCUUUUGAAUAUGUUUUACAGGGCACUGAACGGGCCAAAAGGCAUGUAAGAACUCUGUGUGUGUGUUUGUGCGCUGAGGCGAGGAGAUCACACUAUUGCCAGAGGGAAACAAAAAAGACAUUGGUGGUUGUUGCUAUUGUUAUUAUUUGCAUUAACAUUAUGACCAAUGCUGAACCUAUCCCCCGCCCCCUAAUGGCAGACGUCUUUGCAAGCAUAUGCAAGCAGUCUACUGUUCACAGCCACUUAACCUACAAGCAGAGGGUCAAGGAACUGCAAAGUUCAGGGUGAAGAGUUGUAUAAAGAUAUUUGAAUUCUAAACUAUUGUAUGUAUGUUUAUUAUCAUGAAGAAAAAAAUAUAUAUAUACAUAUGUAAAAUACAUAAUGCAUACAGUAUUUGAUUCUAUUAAUGAAGACAUUAGCUAAGAUGAUGAUGAAUAUUGUUUGUAUUAUCAACCUAUUGUUAUGCAUUUUGCACAUUUAGAAGAACAAUAACAUUACAUUUAUGUAGUCAGCUUUGUGCUAUGCAAGGACAGCUUUGAACCACAUCAUUGACCUUCUCUCCCCAACCAUUGUGUUUCAGAUUCACAUGCUAUUAUUAAAAAAAAAGAUAGAAAAAAAAGCUUGGCUUUUGUAUCAGCUGUGCAAACCAUUAGUUAUUUUUUCAACCAUGGCUAUACAGGGUGACAUCAAGAAAACAGUGGAUUAUCUCUUUUGUUUGCGCUUUGGAUUUUUUGUCGGUGGUUGAGGGAAAAUGGCUUUCAUUGUUGAUUGCACUUUUUCUCCAGAGACAUGCAAUAAAGGGAUUGAACUGAAACAAAAAAACAGGAGCAAAACUGUAACAGGAUCACCUUGUUAAUAAUAUUUCUCUUCACUCCUUGAGCUUGUUUGUCAAUACAAAAAUAGAGGUAGCUGAAAUGUUAUUUUGCUAAAUGGAUCAUUUUGUUUAUCUAAUUUCCAAAGCUCAAUGAUAUUACAGGGAGCGCCAGAGAGUUUUGACUUUGAUGAGAGAAAAGUGAGUUUUGUAAACUUUUCUGCUGGGAAUAUCUAUGAUAAGCCCCUACCUUGUACUCCAAGCAGGAUUCAAAAAAUGCUAUAGACCAAUUACAAAUACUUUUGAGCCAGGUCUGGUUUUGCUACACUUAAUGCUCCAGGGUGAGGGAAUGUGAAAUAUGAGGCACAGUGCAAUCAUGAGCUUCCAACUUUUACCUUCACAUUCAUAUGCAGAGCAUACAUGUAAAUAAAACAUUUGUAGGCACAUCAGUCAUUUGUUUCAUUAUGUUUGAUGCAAGGUCCAUUGCAGUUCUCAGCAGCACUUGCUUUUCAACACUGAGUCUUUGGUUAUUCCUAGAUACCUACUGGAGUUUUUUCUUGUAUUUUUAUCAAGCAAAAUAUGUUCUGAUUUUCACUGAAAUGUAAAAAAAAUAAACUAAUUUUCUAAAGCACAAAAGUUGACUAGGGAAUUAGAGUGAGACUGUAUACAUAUGGACAUCGACAUACAUACACUUUCAAAAUGCACACAAACACACAUACUCGCAUACUGUACACAGGAAUGUGUUAGUAGUUCAGUGAUGAUGGCAAAGGGUUCUGAUGGAUGUAGAUGAAAUGGUGAACCUUCUGUAAAUGUUUUCUUUUGUUUCUUUUGGUUAUGAUAUGGCCCUGUAGAAUCUGAUUCUCUGCAUUAGUCUUUAAAUAAAAAGAAAACAAAUGAAA
Messenger RNA from Lates calcarifer (barramundi perch), 5682 nucleotides. It is a transcript of the gene gabra1, whose product is annotated as gamma-aminobutyric acid type A receptor subunit alpha1. Gene Ontology annotation, cellular component: synapse; GABA-A receptor complex; neuron projection. The transcript has 10 exons. The record is from RefSeq and is a predicted model, not a curated record. Gene Ontology annotation, molecular function: GABA-gated chloride ion channel activity; inhibitory extracellular ligand-gated monoatomic ion channel activity; benzodiazepine receptor activity. The coding region runs from base 432 to 1814 and encodes 460 amino acids. Gene Ontology annotation, biological process: monoatomic ion transmembrane transport; nervous system process; regulation of postsynaptic membrane potential. NCBI's taxonomy places the organism in Eukaryota, Metazoa, Chordata, Actinopteri, Centropomidae.